Messenger RNA from Dreissena polymorpha, 3029 nucleotides. RefSeq names its product probable deoxyhypusine synthase. Gene Ontology annotation, biological process: peptidyl-hypusine biosynthetic process. Gene Ontology annotation, cellular component: cytoplasm. The record is from RefSeq and is a predicted model, not a curated record. The coding region runs from base 36 to 1169 and encodes 377 amino acids. The transcript is spliced from 9 exons. NCBI's taxonomy places the organism in Eukaryota, Metazoa, Mollusca, Bivalvia, Myida, Dreissenidae. Gene Ontology annotation, molecular function: deoxyhypusine synthase activity.
UUCUUGACAAUUUCCUAGCGUAACGUUGAACAACAAUGGAAAAAAAUCCUAACGCAGAGAAUGGUAAUAUGCCACCUAGUCUAGCCACUGAUGCUGUUCUGCUGAAAAGUGAGGCUAUUCCAAACGGGACACCUAUUAUUAAAGGCUAUGACUUCAAUGAAGGGUUGGACUACCACAGGCUGUUGCAGACUUACAUGACAUCAGGAUUCCAGGCACAGAACUUUGGCAAAGCAGUGGAAGAGAUUAACCGAAUGAUCUCGUGCAAACUCAGUCCAUUGUCCCAGGAACACACAAUAGAAUGUAACUCCCAGCAAACCUACCGAGAAAAGACAAACUGCACCAUCUUUCUCAGCUACACUUCGAACAUGAUCUCGGCGGGAGUUCGGGAAAUUAUCCGAUUUCUCGUUCAACACAAAAUGGUUGAUUGCAUAGUCACGACCGCGGGUGGCGUAGAAGAGGACUUCAUCAAGUGCAUGGCGCCGACUUAUAUGGGGGAUUUCAACCUGAGUGGCAGAAUGCUUAGAGACAAGGGUAUCAAUCGCACAGGAAAUCUACUUGUUCCCAACGACAACUACUGCAAGUUUCAUGACUGGAUGAUGCCAAUCCUAGACGUUAUGUUAGAAGAACAGAAAAGCGUGGGUACACUAUGGACGCCGUCUCGUAUGAUAGACCGCUUGGGCAAGGAGAUCAAUCACCCGGACUCUGUUUACUACUGGGCCCACAAGAACAGCAUUCCCGUGUUCUCUCCGGCACUCACAGACGGCUCCUUGGGGGAUCAGUUCUUCUUUCAUUCCUUCAAAAAACCCGGUCUCGUACUAGACAUCAUAGAAGACAUAAGAGCCAUUAACUCCAUAGCAAUCCAGUCAUCAAACACGGGGAUGAUCAUUGUUGGAGCAGGAUUGAUUAAACACCACACGUGCAACGCCAAUAUGAUGAGAAAUGGUGCAGACUUUGCUGUCUACCUGAACACGUCGUCGGAGUUUGAUGGUAGUGACUCGGGCGCGAGCCCAGACGAGGCCGUGUCAUGGGGCAAGAUACGGAAAACCGCCACACCCGUAAAGAUUUGUGCCGAAGCAUCGUUGGUGUUCCCACUGCUAAUCGCGGAGACAUUUGUACGACGACAACAAGAAUUCAAAAAUUUCAGAGUUACUUUGGCAGCUGAGAAUUAAGAUACGCUGGAGUCAAGAGAUUCAAAAGCUGUGUCAACUGAUAAAAUAUGAAUCAAUCAGCAUGAACUUGAAUUAAACCUUUUCGAGGAAGCAUAAUUAUUCCUUUGGAGGUUUGUGGACUCGUGGUAAUGGGAUCCUGACGUUACCCUUUUCUCUGUUUUGUCUCUGUUCUGUCUAGCUGAUCUUUCUAAUCUAUGGUUACUGUGCAUGUUGUUUUUUUACGUAGAUCUAGUACUUAUAGUGUACGUUUUAGAUUUUAUUGUUUCAUUAAUUGUCUUAUAGCUAUACACAUAGGGUAGUUUUAUAGUGUCUUGUUGAUCUUUCUAAUAUAUGGUUACUGUGCAUGUUUUUACGUAGUACUUAUAGUAUAGGUAUACUAGAGUAGUGUUAUAGUAUAAUUUAGAAGUUUUGAUCGAUUUCUUUGGAACAGUGUUGCAAAAUGUAUUCGUAUCUGCGAUACGUCAUAUGUUCUUAUGUAAAGCGCAUUUGAACGUGCAUUCUUGCAUGAAAAGGGCGCUAUAUAAAUCCGGUAUAAUAGCAAUUAUAAUAAUAAUAAUAAUAAUAAUAAUAAUAAUAAUAAUAAUAAUAAUAAUAAUAAUAACAAUAAUAAUAAUAAUAAUAAUAAUAAUAUUAAGGGUUUCCUGAUGUUAAGGGAUGUUAAGAUCCUAAUUGAAAGAUGGGCCUAAACAUGGUUGAUAAAAUUUAAUAUAUUUAUGUCGGCAUCACUUGUUAUAUCGCGUAAAGGGACAAACCUAUCAUAUUCCUAUUCAUAUGUACGAUACUCCAUAGUCACAAUCAUUUAGGCUUCAUUCUGCCAAAUGAUGGAAGCUGACAUCAACAAAUUUGGUGUUUAACAGUAUAGGCCUGGUCACGGAUGAACAUUUUAAACAAGCUUUGUUUUCGCCUUGAUCGAAGAUCUCUUAAAAUAAUUUCUUUCACGUUUAUUCGACUUAUUCUAGAAUAUGCCGAUGUUGUAUGGGAUAAUUGUAUGUAUAAAACAAGGUUAAAUACACUUCAAACUGAAGCUUCCCGCAUUUUUCUCCAGCUGUGUCAAUCUUAUGUCCUCAAGAUUACUUCCUUACGAUGGUUGCUGGGGAAACUCUUGGCACAAGAAGGUGCAAGUAGAAACUCGUUUUUAUCUUCAAAAUGGCCCAAGAUCUAAGUCCAGUAUUUUGUCCUUACUUUCUCCACAAUCAGUUGGCGAGCUUUUUAACAAAUCUUUACGUAAUUCAACCCACUUAGAUGUUGCUCGGGAUAUGACUUCUCUGUAUCAACAUUCCUUCUUGUCCUCAACAAUUUCUACUUCGAAUUCACUUCCAGACAAAACAAAGCCUGUUGAUAACAUAUAUGGUUUUUAAAAAGCCCUUGAUUUUAACCAAUCACGUAGUAAUACAUUGUUAUAUUAUUGUAAGCAAAUACAGCAAGUGCUGCACAUACGUCUCAGAACACACUAUAGUUUUCUCAAUUAACAUAAAUAUAUUAGAAAUCUGGUUCCAUCGCAACUUUGUCGAUUCGGAAAAAUAGAAGACACUACUCAUUUUUCACUAGUCUGUCCAAUACAUGCAAUUAGAAAAUUAACUUCCUUGAUAACUAUAAAACUACACACGAAAUAAAUAACUAGCGGUUCUCUAUGUUCCAAAUAAUUUCUUUAAUUCUAACUACAUCAACAUUGUUUUUCUUCUUAAUAAAUUGUAACAAUGAAAAUAAACUUUGGAUCCACUUAUACUCACAAAUAUGUUAAACCUUUAUUUAUUAACCAUUGUUUUGUUGUUAAAACGGACAUCACCGUCACUAUGUUUGUAAAUAUAUUACUGAGGAAAUCAACCAUACUAACUCAGAUAACGUUCCAAUGCUAUAAGA